UCUGCUAUUGAUACUUGUAUUUUGGAUGGGCCAUAGAUUAAGUUCAAACACCCUGAAAUUGGUACAGUGAAACUCUUUUAAUAAUCAAAACCCUUAGAAGUCAGUAUUGGAAUGAAUUCUGUUACUGUAGCUGUUUGACAUUUUGAAUGUAAUGGAUACAAGAUGGAAUAUUGGAUUUAUUGAUGAAGUCCACGUUUUGCCUUUUAUUCGCUCUCUGGAAUGUAUGCUUUAGUGGAGGAUUUUGUCUUGGUGUUUGGAUUUAGUUCUUAGAAGGUCUGCUAAAUCAGGGAAAUUCAUACUGAGUUCUAAUACACAUUUGUCCCAUAUAAGAAGAUGAGGCACUCAUCAAAAAUGGCUGUCAGUUAUAUGUUAUGUGGAUUAAAUUUCCAGAAUGACUCUGGAACGAAAUCUGCAGCCUGAGUACUCGGCAGUUAUAAUGAGUAGAGUACCCAACCGAACAUCCAACCUAGAUGUACCUCAACAACGUGAUGAGCCGAUCAAUAGCAGAAACAGUCCGAGUACACUCAAUGUCCUCACUACCAGCUCAGAUUUUGAGUUCUCUAAUAGCAUGCUCCAGUUGGACCAUGACCUUGACCAGUUAAGCUUGACUGAGAAGUCUGAUGAUUCCUCCUCCUCUGCCUCCCCCACAGAGCCCCACUCCGCACCUGUCACCCCUGCCCACCGUCAGGAGGGGCCAGCCAUCACCGUAGGGUACCGCCGUGCCACACAGGGGGGUUUCCUGGAGGGACUCCUGGGGUGCCUGAGGCCAGUGUGGACCAUCAUAGGAAAGGCCACCACAGCAGAACUUAAACAACAAGAUGACUGGGAGAUUCCGUUUGAGAACAUCACAGAUCUGCAGUGGCUAGGCAGUGGGGCCCAGGGGGCCGUCUUUUUGGGGAAGCUUAAUGGGGAAGAAGUAGCAGUGAAAAAAGUCCGAGAUGUCAACGAAACAGACAUCAAAAAUCUACGCAGACUCAACCAUCCCAAUGUCAUCACAUUUAAGGGUGUUUGCACACAGGCUCCGUGUUACUGUAUUAUCAUGGAGUACUGCCCCUACGGCCAACUGUAUGAGGUUCUAAGGGACGGGAAGGAGAUCCCGCCCGCCCUCAUCCUGGACUGGGCCAAACAGAUCGCCAGCGGCAUGCAUUAUCUUCACAGUCACAAGAUAAUCCACAGGGACCUCAAGUCACCAAAUAUUCUUGUUGCCAAAAAUGAUGUAGUAAAAAUAUCAGACUUUGGUACAAGUAAAACCUGGAAUGAAAAGAGUACCAAGAUGUCCUUUGCUGGAACUGUGGCAUGGAUGGCACCAGAGGUGAUCCGAAAUGAACCCUGCUCUGAGAAAGUAGAUAUAUGGUCUUUUGGUGUAGUUGUGUGGGAACUGUUGUCUUCAGAAAUCCCAUACAAGGAUGUUGACUCCUCUGCAAUUAUCUGGGGGGUUGGAAGUAACAGCCUACAUCUCCCGGUACCGUCUACAUGCCCUGAAGGAUUCAAAUUGCUUAUGAGGCAAUGCUGGGAAGCAAAGACAAGGAACAGACCUUCAUUCAAACAGGUUUUAAUGCAUCUGGAAAUAGCAACACCUGAGCUUCUGAAAUUCUCCUAUCAAGAUUUUAUAACAGCACAGACUAUUUGGAAGGAUGAAAUUCGGGAACAAUUACAGUUGAUCCGUUGUGAGGGAACACAUAUGCCCCACCUGGAGGAAGAGUUGAUUAAACGUAGAAGAGAGGAACUCAGACAUGCACAAGAUGUCAGAGAACAUUACGAAAGGAAGUUGGAACGAGCUAACAAUCUGUACAUGGAACUGACUGCUUGUAUGCUGCAGCUGGAGAAAAGAGAGAGAGAAUUACUAAAACGUGAGCAGCAAUUAGCCAUGUAUGACAAGAAAAGGAAAAGCAUUGUGCGACCAGUAAUUCGGGCACAAGAGAGGAUUGAUAGACUGAGUAAAAAGCGAACUUACAAAUCUGGCUCAGAACUUACCAGCCCAGACAACCCAGAGGGAGUCAUGGACAGCAGUAUGACUACAAGUUCUGAGCAGGUUCUACCAUCUCCCACAAAACUACGCAUGAGAAAAAGUAGACAUCGUCGUAACAACAGUAAAAGUAGUCUAGGCAGCAUCUGGCAAAGUCCUGCCAAAACAGCAGUAGCAGUGGAAGAGGAUCAAAACGAAUACCAUCUCAAACACUGUGACGAAAUGGACGUCACUCCACGUGUUUUCAAAUACUUAGGGCCAGGAACAGCCCUCAGGGAAUACAAGUCAACCGAGGAGCUUCAUCUACCUCUGAGUGAGAGUGAGCGCACUCAGAGGCCGUUAGAACUCGGACAAGUGAGUGAAAUCAAUGAGAAGAAUGUAAAUGAUGUUUGUUUUGGGUGUGACGGAGUGUGUAGUGACCACACCUGUAACAGUAAGCGGUCCAGUAGAAUUAGUGUGGACGUCGAGAGUAACGACUCGCCCUGCUCUCCCUGCCCCAUGAGUCCUUCUCAAACAAUGAAUGAUAUAGAGGAAAACUGUAACCAAUCAAAGGAGUGCUCAGUCAGUGAUGUGGAAAAUACGACGAGCUACACACCAGAUAAAGACUCCAAUGAGAAUAUCAAUAAUUUUCCAUUGAGAGGUGGACUUACACAGACAAGUGGAGAUUCAGUGUUUACAAGUGAUUUACAAAAUGAGGAAGAUAAUACUGUUAUAUACAACAGUGUCAAACGAACUUCUAGUGAUUCAGAAAUUAGGAGGUCGCCAAAAUUAAUGCAGCACAGACUUUCCAGUAUUGAGUCUUUAGAUUCAGCUCCUGUCAUAGGGAGGGAGAGAAUAGCUAGGGCACAUAAGAAUUCAGAAGACUCCUGGUCUGAGGAAGAGGAGGGGGAGGUAAGCGAUGACGGUAAGGCCAACAGGAAGCGGAGGUCAUACUGUUCCACGCUGAGCUCUGAGGGCUGUCUGUCGGAGUACGAGAACAAUACCAGCGAUCAUUCCACAUCCUUCAACGGGGACGGCCUGCUGUCCACCAACAGCUCGGAGAAUCUCCAGAUGGAGCUGGCAAACUGUGCUGUCACCUCCGAUGGACUGUCCGACAAAGAACUGACCGUCAGAAAAAUGGCUCAGCAGGUCUCCAACUCUCCAGAGCGCGUCUAUAAGACUUCGGACAGCAGUUCAGACUCUGAUGAGUGCUCAGACAUCACAGUGUCCACGACAGUACAUCGCACCCAGGCUUGGUGACCAAUGGCAGAUUAUUUAUAUUCCAUGUUGAAAUGGACCCAGUGACAAGGAAAUUUUAGUUCAUUACUAACUCUAUGGUUGUUAAAGUUAAAAUAUCAGUUAGUCCUGUUGUUGGUUUAUAUCAAUUGUGCAUCAUACUCCAUACAUUGUCUGCAUAUCAUAACACAUUUCUGCUUUAAAAUCACUGUGUUAAAGGUAGCUAUACCACAGCCAAACUGGAUUGGAGAUUACAGAUUGAUCAACACAAGCAAGUCUCUUUUCUUACAGCACUUUUGAAGUUGACAUCAGAUCAUUUGCUUUUUAAGGUCAGACGACACCUUCCUCAAAAAUAUAUAAUUUUUCCUCAGAAUUUGUCAUUGAAGUCUAGGUACUUAAACAAGUUUCCUCACAAAAAAUUAAGGUACCUUACCAGGC
Messenger RNA from Saccostrea cuccullata (small rock oyster), 3619 nucleotides. RefSeq names its product mitogen-activated protein kinase kinase kinase 13-like. The transcript is spliced from 14 exons. The record is from RefSeq and is a predicted model, not a curated record. Gene Ontology annotation, cellular component: cytoplasm. NCBI's taxonomy places the organism in Eukaryota, Metazoa, Mollusca, Bivalvia, Ostreida, Ostreidae. The coding region runs from base 392 to 3205 and encodes 937 amino acids. Gene Ontology annotation, biological process: signal transduction; protein autophosphorylation. Gene Ontology annotation, molecular function: ATP binding; MAP kinase kinase kinase activity.